GCAAAGUGACAGCUCGUUCGCCGCGCGUUGUUGACAUGAGCGUGUAAAAUCUUUAGCGUCCCGGAGGUGUUUGCCUCGCGAUCGUUAAUUCUGCUGACGGAUGCUGUGCAAUUAAGAACCGCGAAAGAGUGCGGUGUGUCAAAGUUACAGAAUAACGAAUAACGAAAGAACACGAAAGAGAAUCGACUUUAACAGGACUGUCAUAAUUUUCAAAUAUCGUUGUGAAUCCAUCAUUUGGUUCGACCGAUACGACAGGAUUCAUUUUUUCCAAUGUAGAAAAUUCGAGCUCGAAAUAAAUAGGAAAAAUAAACGCUUGCAAUAGGCUCGAAAUUCUAUUGACCCUUUGAGUGAGACAGAACAUGAAAAAUCGAUUUUUGCAAAUGAAUCUUCGGCGUCGAACGGAAAAUUUCGAUAACGCUAAUUUGGAACGAACGAUUUGACAGUUAACGAACAAUCGCGUCUUUUUCCGAAAUCGUGCGUGAGUGUGCAACGAGCCGUUGUCGGAACGAAUUUCAUCACAGAAAACAGUGAAAACCUGAGAAAAUCCGUUGAUUGAAAAAAGUGAUUUGCAAAACCUAACGGAUUUCGGUAUGAUCCGUGGUCACGGUGAAGGUUCGUUAGAAACACUGGGUGGCGGGGAGGGAUGGAAGCUGCUGAAGACGCAAGGCUGGCUCAUCAGGGUCUGCACCAGCUCAUUGGCGGCUUACCGGCGCCCGGAAUACCCGGACUCGACGUCGUAAGAGCUCUCCAUCAGACAGUUAUUUCUCUGCGAUCGGCGUUGGAUUCGUCGCGCGAGGAGCUCCGACGUCUUCGCGAGAUCGUCGGCGACUUUCACGGGGAGAGUUACGCGGACGUUGUUGAACGUCUUUCCCUCGAGAAUCACGUGUUACGCCGACGGAUAUUGGACGAGGAUCGAAGCGGCGCUCGAAAGAGCACGAUAGAAAUAUCGUCGAGCGAUGAGACGACGGACACAAAGAACACAAAUCCGCCGCUGGCCAACCUCGGGAUCGAACAACAACAAAAACAACAGCGCCACCAGCAGAUUCGUUCUCUAACUCGAGAAAAGAACGAACACUCGCCCGAGAGGUCGUCAGCGAAGAUCGUCAUGGGUGAUGCAGAGGCGGAUAAGCCUGCGGUGGCUGAGGGAGAAGUCUCGGAGCAGUCGGGGACGAGCGUCGUUCAGGAGGACCCGGAAGACUCGAGGAUCUCGGUCGAGACGGUCGUCGAGGUGUCAGUGGAUGCUCCGGAGUCAAAAGAGGCUCGAGUCGAUCGGGGAGAGGAGAACGGAGCUAACGAGAGUGUCUCAUUGAAGGAGCAGGCGAAGAAUGCUCGUGCGACGAGCAAUCAGGAGCUUCUCGACGUACCGGAAAAGGAUCCGGAGGACGCGAGUCUGAGAAGCGUUUCGGACGGGGAUAAUUCGAUGUUCAGUGACAAUCCGGAGUGCGGGAACCAGCAAUCAACGUUGCCCGAGACUAAGGUCCACGCGGAAUCAGAAAACGAGUCGGAGGAGCUGGACGACAUCGAGCUCAUCUUCACGACCGACGAUACGUGUCGGGAUCUCGGGCUCCAGGAGGAUCUAGUUUCUAUAACGGAAAAUGAAAGCUGGCAAAACAACGGCCAAAGCCCGGCGGUGAAGUACGGAAAAACGAGCGAGGAAAGCCCCGUUUGCAACGGCGAGAAAAACAACAGCUCGGUCGAGGAAGCCGCUUCGUCACAGAGCUCGAGCAUCGAUCGCGAGGAAAGCGUUGACCGAUUCGACGAAAGCUCCAACACCAGGCUCAACAAAAUGUGGUCCCAAUGCUCCGUUCUCGUCGAAACUGACAUCAGCAAAUGCGGAGUCGUCGAAGAACCCGAACACUCCGCCAGACACGCCGCCAGGAGGAACACUCUCGCCGCACCCCCGACUGCUUACAGGCCGAUCAUACAUCGCGAGGCUCUCGCAGCUGGACGAAGAAAGAGUUCAGCCCCGUUGCGACCUGUGAUGGACCGAAGCUGCGGCGCAAGAAGAGAAUCCGGGGCGCAAACCGACAUUUCCGCUCUUCCCGCGCAGUGGCGUUCCGAAAGUUAUCUCGCUCACAAAGUUGCCCACACGUUUACGACGUUACCGAGCAAAUUUGCCCUGCCAGCCGGGGUUGCUGGUCGGCUGAGGCUCUCGGACAAAACUCGGGAGGCUCGUAGGGUCAUGCUGUCCGAUAUAAGCUUCACGAGCAUGGUGCCUGAGCUGUCGAGAAGCGCCGAUCACCUUUGUCACGAUCCACACUCCCAGAAUUGUUUCAAUGCUCGGGGCUGUGGACUGCGUACACCGGAAGUGAAUCGUCGGGAAUCCCUUGGAUCGCCAGCAGGCUAUUGGCCGGCUCGCUGCAAUCCAGGCACGGGCUUACCGAGCCCCUGUGAUUGUCGGCUCUCUACCGAUCUUUAUUCCUCGAGAUAUCGAGGCUCGUUGAGCUCGAUCCCGUCACCCGGGCUCGAGGUCGUCGGUGGACCACCGAGGAGACAUUCGUGGCGAGCGAAUGCAGCGUCCUUCGAUACGUGGCGUGUACCGAUGGCGACUUCGACCCCUCGGCCGACCUGGUCGUCGAUGCCUUCCUCACCCACUCACGUUCAUCCGCCAUCCGCUUCCUCCGCAUCGAGAAAUUCGAAAAAUCCACCCAAAAGAACACGAUCAAAAGUCACUUUUCAAGAAUGCCCAAUGACGCGUGGAAGUUUGCCGAAUUUACGUUCCGAUCUCGUAACCGGUGAAAACAGCGGUGACUCAACCGAGUCCUUGAUCGACGAAGCGGAAGAUUAUCUGAGACGCAGUAUCGACUCGAUGUUAACGAUAUCGAGCUCCGAUUAUUGGAGUAGGCAAACCGCGAGACGGCGACGAACGAGGAGACACUCGGAACCUGAUUUGUUCCGGGAAUGGAAUCCUCCGCAAGACGCGAGGCCAUAUUUGCCAAAGAUUCCCCGCGAUUUGAAACUCGACCAUCUCGUUAAAGUGAUAUCACCGGAAGGAAGAGUUCUUCAAGGUCGAGUGCGGUACGUCGGGCCUGUACCAGGCCGAGAGGAAGUUCACGUCGGUGUCGAGCUCCCGACCGAUUGCGGUUGUUCCGACGGAACAUUUCACGGACGGCGAUUCUUUGAUUGCGAGCCGGAGCGUGCGAUAUUCGUACCUUUCAAGAAAGUCGUGCUGGCCUGGUGCACCACCUGACCCGAGCCUAUGGUCGGUACGAGCGGCUCGACAUCGGCCUUCUCGACACCGAGGAUUUUGCUGUCCCAGUACACCAUGUGAGCUGAUCGAUAUCGAAUUAUUUGUGUAUAUAUAUAUAUGAAAAAAUCUAUAUAUAUAAAUGCUACAUACGUACAUUGUAACGCUACGUAUUUUACUCUAUAAAUUAUAAAACUAGUAUACUCAUAUCUUCUUAACAGAGAAUACGAAAGAGAGAGAGAGAGAGAGGAGAGAAAAACUCGCGUGUGCCACACGCGAUGUAUUCGCGUCAAUCUAUUUUUUUUUCGUCUCAGAGUUUCGAUCGUUUCGCGCGCAUCAGCUCGUACGUUAUGAGCGUAGAUUAUUAUUCUUUCAAUAGUACGUGCUGACCUAGGACAAAACGUGAGCAAGAUUGCCGGCGGAAAGAUAAAAACUGCGAGAAGGUAUAAAUGCCUGAACGAAAUGAGUGUGCGUUAACGCAUUCGAUAACGAAAAGAAAAAAAAAUCACUUUAGCGUUCCAGGUUCGUAGGCGAAGCAUCUUUAUUUUUAUUUUAAACGAUAAUUGUGCAUAAUGAGUUUGCGGAAGAAACUAUAAGAAAUCCAAUAGUCGUCGAUUUUGCUCGUGUCCGCGUAAGACACGAUCCUCAACGUGAUAAAAUAUAUGUUCGAGUAAAUAAGGGAAGGCUAAACCACACACACACGCGCGCGCGCGCACACACACACACACACACACACACACAAAUGAAGAAACCUAUUGACUGUCGAUGAUAAUCAAAAGUAUACUAUGUGCAAAAACAUUGUCGGAUCUUAAUGACGACGCAUUCGAAAGAGGCUAAGUGAAUUCAAAGAUGAGGGUAAAGAAAAAAAAGACUCGAGGUUACAGAGCGAGUGUGAUGGGGGAGAAAAAAAUGAAAAAAAAAACGUCUUGUGGAGAGAUUGGUUUUUUCUGAGGCUCCGGUGGCUGGCUUUGCGCACAUUAUUGUCGACUCUCCGAGACAACUAUGCGCCAAGCUUUCUUGAUAAAUCAUAUCAAAUGACUGUACAUUCUGUGAACGAAGGUCUCGAAGGAGAACGAGAGAAUAUUGGAGAUAAAGAAAAAGAAGAAAAAAAAGAGUUCGCGGUUUCCGCGGUUCUCGGUUUCGACGAAGAAACCGAGAAACGUUCCUUCUAUUUAUGCGAGACGUAUUUAAUGUAGAUCAAUGAAAUAUGUAUAUUAACUACCAUUUAUGACGAAGAGCAGAUGAGAAGAAAAAUACCGACACCGGAUGUCGACAAAGAAUUGAUGUUGUAACGAUCCCCAGUAAAUCUGAUCGUCUAUUUAAACGCAUAUUAAAAAUUAUCGUGAGAAGGAGGCAUUUUUUGGGACUGCGCAUGUCCUGGGUGAAAUAUAAUAUUUAAACCGAGUAUUAUUACUGGAAUAUAUAUUCGGGCGAGAGGGGCUUAUUUUUUGCCAUUCACGAUUUCGUACCUGUUUCAAUGACGAUCUGUAAUCGCUGCUUGUAUAUCUCUUUACAAGAAAUUCACUUAUAAGUAAAAAAAAAAAAAAAAAAAAUUGUACUUUUUUCGUUAUGUUUAUCUUAAUGCGAUGAAGAAGAAAAAGCUUUUGUGAUAACAACUAAUUCCGAUAAACAUUAAAUUCGCGAUUUGUUCUACGGCAUGACGAAUAUUUAUUUCGUUUUUAAGUACUCAAUCGUGUAUUUUUUCUCGUGAAGUUCGCACCUUCGAAAAUUAACGUGAAAUGAAAAAUCGUCCGGGCUUCGCGCACUGAACGGCCGUACCUGUUUCAAAGUUUGAACGUUGUUGCUUUUCCGGCACAUCAUUGUAGCAAGUAAAAUAAGUGUAAAAAAGAAACAACUUGCACCACGAAGCGGGUGACGUCAGAAUCGAUGGAUUAGGAAAAUGCGACUCGUCGCGAGUUCAUGGACUCGAAAUUAUUUUUAUUCGAUCGAUUUGUGAAACCAAUUAGUUAUUUCAAUAUUCACACGAAUGAUGUAACUCAAGUUAUUUAGUAAUUAGACAAUCGGUAUGGAAAUUUGCCUCUUUGAAGCGACGAGAAUUAAAAUGUUCACUUCGAUAUUCAUAUUGAUGAUUUGACGAAAUCGAAGUUUGACAAGAGGCUAUGAAUAUUGACGAGUCUUGUUAUAUAUUAUUGGAAGGUCGAGAUAGGUGGCUAACUCGAUUAACGAAGGCCCCGUCCCCAUUCAACUUUAAUCGACUCGUCGCAUGAGUCGAAGUUUGUUAUCGGAGAAACGUAAACGAGAUCGGACGGCCGCGCCGAGUUCUCCCAUCACCCGGCGCUUCAUGUUAGUUAAUGAAUUUAGUAAACGUCCUCCUCGCAAAACAACAUACUUCGAACCCCUAUAUAUACCCCGCCAAUCAAUGUUAGUUUACGCCAUUUCAGUACAACAACAAACAAAAUGUGUCUAACAAAGCACCAAUUAGUCCGUUAAUUUAAUUCAGUACAACAAUCUCGAUUGUGAUCGUGUCUAAUACAAUAACGAUUUUUUAUCAAUAUUAUUAUCAUCGUUAUUAUUAUUUUUAUGAAUAAUUUAAGUUUCAACGGAAACGUUAUUAUGAGAAGCGCAGUAUUGACUACCGAUUUACAAAGAUUGCCGGAAAAUCAUUUUUUUUCUUACAUUUUUUUCCGAUAUUCCGACGAAGAGUUUUUGGAUAACGUUAAUAUUUGCAUAAUUAUGAUGACGAAGCCACUAAUUUUCACUUAAUUUAAAAUGGAUUCAAUCGACUACUCUGCCAUGGUGCAGAAUUAUUUUCAAAGUAGUCGCUUUACGACAGAAAAAAAGUAGGCAAGAAAUGAGAAACAUAUUAUCGUCGUGAUCUCGAUUCUUCAUUGAGCGAGGGGUAAAAAGGAACGAAAAUUGUUACUCAAUGUGAAGCAGCCAGGAAAAGUAUUGAAACUUCAAAACUCGGUUUGAUUGCGAUGAAAAAUAUUUAUAAAUGUAUUAGUACGAGUGUUAUAGGGCUACCGAGCCGAGGCCAGAGACCAGCAGCAACAGAACCGCGAAAACGAUUCACUCUCCCGACCUCUUACGCCCAGCGGGGUCUCUCCCAUUAUUUUAUCAUUUUGACGUAAUUAUCAGCAGAUUUAAUAGUGAGAUUUAAAUGAUGGUAAACGUAAAUACGUGUUCCUGCUGUCACGAGAAUCCGCGCUCGUGGAACCCUCCGCUCGAAAUGUGAAAACUAGGAAAUUCCAUAUUUUCCAAAAUCAACUUUUCUCUCGAUUUUGUAUGUGAAAACUGGGCAUUCAUUCUGGGCCUUUCUAUACUGAAAAAUAUAAGCCCAAUGAGUUGGAACGGUGGCCAAAGUUUACCACGUUAUCUGUCACCGUCGAAUUGGAAAAGACCGAAUUUUGACACAACAUUCAAGUGACAUUGAUAUCCAUUCAGAAUAACCGAUCGGAGAAUAUUCUUUUCCAGACUUCAAACAUUGAUUCCCACAAUAUUAAUUCGUAUCCCACGAUCAAUAGCGAACAUCCCGCUAUUUUAACAGCCGUUAAAAAUGAAGUAAAUAAUGAUGAAUGUAAAUUCUGCGACCAAAAACGAGAUUAUAAUGCCCGCGGUGGAGCAAUCAAGAGCGCUUCAAGUACAAAUUUCGAUCGGAGGGUUCCAAGUGCGAUUAUAAAAAAAAAAAAUUUUUAAACAUGUCGGAUGGGCUCUAUUGAAGAUUGUAGAAACAGCAGGGCGAGAGAAAGAGGUCUGAACGCGCAUUAAUUUACCGAAAGUACCGAUUAAGUAUCUGAGUUUUAAGUGUUUCGAUGUGACGUGUAGUUAGAGAAAGAAAUACAGCUUCGUCGCUCUCUCGCACAGAGGAAGAAGAUGACAAUUAUGAAUGAGAGAAAAAGAGAUGGGAAGAAAAAAAAUGAAAAGAAAAUAAUAAUGAUAAUGAUAAAAUUGAAUGAUUAUGAAAACGCUACUGGUGUUGAAAACCCUAAAUAAUUAUAUUAAUAUGGUAGAUUAUAAACAAUGCUCGAUGAGAGGGAACGACGUUAUUCGGUGCGCCGCUAUAUUUAUUGUAUCUCAACUAUAUAUUAUUGGUACGACGAUGUGUGUACCGGAGAAAUAAAAUAUUAUUACUGUACAAAGGA
This is a messenger RNA of Venturia canescens, 7290 nucleotides long. RefSeq lists its product as uncharacterized. The record is from RefSeq and is a predicted model, not a curated record. The transcript has 9 exons. Lineage: Eukaryota; Metazoa; Arthropoda; Insecta; Hymenoptera; Ichneumonidae. The coding region runs from base 644 to 3190 and encodes 848 amino acids.